GCCUUUCAACGACAAUGAAUCGAAAUUAGUGAAAGUUCAUAUUUAUAAAUGAAUUCAUAUCGAGUUAGAUUAACAUUACGGAGCGGCAAAUGGAUUGUGCAUUGGAUUUGAUGAGAAGACUGCCACCUCAGCAGAUUGAAAAAAAUUUAAGUGAUUUAAUAGAUUUAGUGCCAUCUCUUUGUGAAGAUCUUUUAUCUUCUGUUGAUCAGCCUUUAAAAAUUGCAAAAGAUAAAGAAUCUGGGAAAGAUUAUUUACUUUGUGACUAUAACAGAGAUGGAGAUUCCUAUAGAUCUCCUUGGAGUAAUACAUAUGAUCCACCACUAGAAGAUGGCUCAAUGCCUUCUGAAAGACUUAGAAAAUUAGAGAUAGAUGCAAAUCAUGCAUUUGAUCAGUAUAGGGAACUCUACUUUGAAGGUGGAGUUUCUUCUGUUUAUCUAUGGGAUUUGGAUCAUGGUUUUGCAGCAGUAAUACUGAUUAAGAAAGCAGGUGAUGGCUCAAAAAAAAUUAAGGGUUGUUGGGAUUCAAUUCAUGUAGUGGAAGUUCAAGAAAGACCAAAUGGAAGAUCUGCACAUUACAAAUUAACUUCAACUGCAAUGCUUUGGUUACAAACUAAUAAACAUGGAUCUGGGACAAUGAAUCUAGGUGGAAGCCUUACUAGACAGGUUGAACAAGAUGCCCAAAUAAGUGAGAGCUCUCCACAUAUUGCUAAUAUUGGCCGUAUGGUUGAAGAUAUGGAAAACAAAAUCCGAAAUACUUUAAAUGAGAUAUAUUUCGGAAAGACAAAAGAUAUUGUAAAUGGUCUAAGGUCUGUUCAAUCACUAGCUGAUCAAAGACAACAAGCAGCCCUCAGACAGGAUCUCGCUGCCGCAUUGCAAAGGAGAAAUGCUAAUAAUUGACCC
Habropoda laboriosa is the source of this 899-nucleotide messenger RNA. RefSeq names its product F-actin-capping protein subunit beta (gene cpb). Gene Ontology annotation, molecular function: actin filament binding. Gene Ontology annotation, biological process: actin cytoskeleton organization; cell morphogenesis; barbed-end actin filament capping. The transcript is spliced from 4 exons. The coding region runs from base 90 to 896 and encodes 268 amino acids. Gene Ontology annotation, cellular component: cytoplasm; F-actin capping protein complex. The record is from RefSeq and is a predicted model, not a curated record. NCBI's taxonomy places the organism in Eukaryota, Metazoa, Arthropoda, Insecta, Hymenoptera, Apidae.